Messenger RNA from Cyprinodon variegatus (sheepshead minnow), 3589 nucleotides. RefSeq names its product short transient receptor potential channel 4-like. Gene Ontology annotation, biological process: manganese ion transport; calcium ion transmembrane transport; regulation of cytosolic calcium ion concentration. The record is from RefSeq and is a predicted model, not a curated record. Gene Ontology annotation, cellular component: membrane; cation channel complex. Bases 249 to 2876 code for a protein of 875 amino acids. Gene Ontology annotation, molecular function: inositol 1,4,5 trisphosphate binding; store-operated calcium channel activity; protein binding. NCBI's taxonomy places the organism in Eukaryota, Metazoa, Chordata, Actinopteri, Cyprinodontiformes, Cyprinodontidae. The transcript is spliced from 11 exons.
UGGAGCGGAUGUGUCACGCUGCAUCAGUGAACGCGUCAGUUUAACAGGAAAAACAUAGAGUUUGUAACAUCCGAAGGGUUGGGCAGGAUGAUGAAGAGCGCGAGCUGCAGGUGGUUUGAUGAAGAUUGGAAAGAAGAGGAAAAGAGCCGUUAACUUCCUCAUCUGGGAACAGGUUUCCAACGAGGGAUUUAUUUAAAUCAAACCCAGGGAGCAACAGGCGGGCGAAAUUACGCACCUUGGCUGUGAAAAUGGCUCAACUAUUUUACAAGAAAACGGACAAUUCCUCAUAUAAUGACCGCCUCCCGCUGCGGAUUGUGCGAGCGGAGGCUGAGCUCUCUCCCAUGGAGAAAGUCUACCUGGGGGCCGUCGAAAGAGGGGAUUAUGCGAGUGUAAAGCAAGCGUUGGAUGAGGCUGAGAUCUACUUCAGGAUCAACAUCAACUGCAUUGACCCCCUGGGACGCACGGCCCUUCUUAUUGCCAUUGAAAACGAGAACCUGGAGAUAAUAGAGCUCCUGCUCAGUUAUAACAUACACUUGGGAGAUGCUCUGCUGCACGCAAUACGCAAAGAAGUAGUAGGAGCAGUGGAACUGCUACUAAAUCACAAGAAACCACGUGGAGAAAAACAGAUCCCCCCUAUUCUACAGGACAGACAGUUUUCAGACUUCACUCCAGACAUCACUCCAAUAAUCCUUGCAGCUCAGACGAACAACUAUGAGAUCAUUAAACUGCUUCUGCAACGAGGUGUUUCCGUACCUCAGCCACAUGCUGUGCGCUGCAACUGUGUGGACUGCAUGUCAAACUCGGACGUGGACAGCCUGCGUAACUCACGCUCUCGUCUUAAUAUCUACAAGGCCCUCUCCAGCCCAUCUCUCAUUGCCCUCUCCAGUGAAGAUCCGUUCCUCACAGCAUUCCAGCUCAGCUGGGAGCUGAAGGAGCUCAGCACAGUGGAGAAUGAGUUCAAAUCAGAGUAUGAAGAGUUGUCCCAUAUGUGCAAACAAUUUGCAAAGGACCUUCUGGACCAGACUCGAAGCUCCAAAGAGCUGGAUAUAAUUCUGAAUUACCGAGAUAACAUCAAUCCUCUGAUGGAUGAGAACACCAAUGACCUUGCCCGCUUAAAACUGGCAAUCAAAUAUUCCCAGAAGGAGUUCGUUGCUCAACCCAACUGCCAGCAGCUUCUUGCAUCUCGGUGGUAUGAUGAAUUCCCAGGCUGGAGGAGGCGUCACUGGGCAGUGAAGCUCGUCACCUGCAUCUUCAUUGGCUUCCUCUUUCCUUUGUUUUCUAUUUUCUACUUGAUUUUUCCAAAGAGUCGCUAUGGGAAAUUCAUCCGUAAACCUUUCAUCAAGUUUAUCUGCCACACUUCGUCCUACUUGACCUUUCUCAUCCUGCUCUUCUUGGCUUCGCAGCAUAUUGACUCUGAUGACCAGGACCGUCCAGCUGCAAACUAUAAGGGCCCAAAACCCAGCUCUAUAGAAUGGAUGAUCCUGCCUUGGGUGCUUGGUUUCAUAUGGGCCGAGAUCAAACAAAUGUGGGAUAGUGGUUUAAAGGAUUACAUGGAUGAUUGGUGGAACAUAAUGGACUUCAUAAUGAACUCCUUGUAUCUUGCAACUAUUUCACUAAAAAUUGUUGCAUAUACAAAGCACAGCGGAUACGACCAAAGAAACAACUGGGAAACGUUUCAUCCAACGUUGAUAGCAGAAGCAUUAUUUGCCAUUGCUAACAUCUUCAGUUCCUUACGUCUGAUCAGUCUUUUCACUGCCAACUCGCAUUUAGGCCCCUUACAGAUUUCAUUGGGCCGCAUGCUUCUGGACAUCCUCAAGUUUCUGUUCAUCUACUGUCUUGUGCUUUUGGCCUUUGCCAAUGGUCUUCAUCAACUCUAUUUUUAUUAUAAAACAGAUGGUGUUAAUAACUGCACAGGGAUUCGCUGCCAAACUCAAAAUAAUGCCUUUUCAUCGUUGUUUGAAACCCUUCAGUCACUGUUCUGGUCUGUGUUUGGUCUGAUUGCUCUCCAUGUCACCAAUGUACAAGCAAACCAUACAUUUACCAAAUUUGUGGGCACUACUAUGUUUGGCACCUACAAUAUAAUCUCCCUGGUUGUACUUCUGAACAUGCUCAUUGCAAUGAUGAACAACUCCUACCAGCACAUUGCUGAUCAUGCAGACAUAGAGUGGAAAUUCGCAAGGACAAAGUUAUGGAUGAGCUAUUUUGAAGAAGGCGGGACUUUACCAUCCCCAUUCAAUAUCAUACCAAGCCCAAAAUCAGUGUAUUAUUUAUUAAAGUGGAUUCAAACAAAUUUGUUCAAGAAAUCCAGCAAAAAAUCCUUUGACUCAUUUGAGACUUUGGGGGUAAGGAGCAUUAUGCGAGCAGCAGAAAAUGUCAGACUAAACCAUGAAUAUCAGGAGGUUUUAAAGAACCUUGUGAAGCGCUAUGUUGCGGCAAUGAUUAGAGAUGCCAAAACUGAAGAAGGAUUGACAGAGGAAAACUUCAAGGAGCUGAAGCAAGAUAUCUCUAGCUUCCGCUAUGAAGUUUUGGGAAUGUUAAAAAGUAAGCCUCACUGUGGGGGGACAAGUCCAGUUGCAAGCACAACAUUGGCAUAUCCUGGAAAUUCCUUUAAAUAUUGUCGUAAACCUGCUGCCAAUGAACGUCAGAAAGAGCCAAGCAUGUUGGAUCCAAAAUCCCCGGUCGUCCUGCAGAGUAAAGCAGCAAAGACCACCAACUCUCCAUGCUCAAGUGAAAAAAGGAAUUGUUCUGUUGUUGUGUGGAGCACAGAAAAGACUGAGAGAGAAAUAUCCAAAAAGCAGUCAAACCCUGAAUCUGAGAAGCAAAUCUCCCUCCUAAAAUGUGAUGAACCAAGCUCCUUCUCUAGGGAACAAAACUGAGAUAGUCGGAGAGAAGAUGUUGAAGUCCCACAGAAAAGUGAACACACACAUUCAGGAAGUAAGGCUUUCUUGUACCAUACUUUCUAAUGAAGUGACAAAUGGUCCAAAGAAGGUGCAAAAAUAAAUCUACAACAAUGUAAAUAAUGUAUGCACAGAGGAAUGACAUUUGAGGCAAAUCUUUUCGUUUUAACAAUUGCUUACCUAAUCUUAAUAUUUUGAAGAUAGCCAGGCUCAAUUAACUGUAAAAAUACAGAAGGUAGAGUCUGUAGUUGGUUUAUACAAUGUUAUUUUUCUUUAUUCAUGAGUGACAAUAUUGCUCACUUAGUGCUCAGGAAUUGCACUGUUAACUUUUUCUAGCUCCUUUCAGCAGCUCACUCAAAACUGUUGAAAUAUGUCUGCCUUUCUUAUUAUACUCCUUUACUGAGCUAUCUUCUCACUUUAACAUAUAAAAUGCUGUCUCUAUCUAAAAAAAACUAAUAUCACACCUGAUAUUUUGUUAUUUUAGUUUAUAUAAUUAUGCAAGAAAUUCUGAAUAAUCUACAGCAGAUAAUUGGCUCAAAGUAUAUAAACCCAACUGUCUAAGCUAAUGACGAUUUUGAAAUGGAGAAGAACAUUUUGGGAUUUGUUUCAGGAAGUAUUUCCAAAAUAUUUGCUAUGUAAUCAGUGUUUUAUGUUGUGCAGGCAAAUGGCAUAAUAAAUAUAUUUCAUAUCUU